Diprion similis is the source of this 1152-nucleotide messenger RNA. RefSeq lists its product as uncharacterized. The record is from RefSeq and is a predicted model, not a curated record. The transcript has 3 exons. Lineage: Eukaryota; Metazoa; Arthropoda; Insecta; Hymenoptera; Diprionidae. Bases 60 to 1016 code for a protein of 318 amino acids.
UGGAAUUCACAAUUGCAGUCGGUUUUAGUGUGGCUCAAGACUUCCCGAAGGUAGGCAGCAUGGCUCCCCAUACACGGAUUGUUUCCCUGCUAAUUACCUGCAGCCUCAUUAUUUUCGUAACUUAUCCGAUCCACGGGGCUGAAAUAUCGUCGAAAAUUGACCUCGACGAGGAGCUGACCACACCGCCGUCCACAUUGAGCACCUCCGUGCUGAAGGCUUACCUGGACAUCAAUCAGGGCGGAGGACUCAGCCCCAAACCCCAACGAAUCUCGGCGAAACAGCCAUCGUCAGGUGGAUUUAGACAACCCGCAGGGAGGCCAGCCAACAACCGCGAGGACGAUGACGACGAGAAUGAGUUCGUCAGCAUCGAGGAUCUGUUCAAGGGAAACAGGCAGCAAAUUCAUCAGAACCCUUUGACCGCCUCACUCACCGCCAACCGGCAGGGCUUUUACGGAGCUGAGUCUGACGCUAGGCCAACGAUCAUAAACAACAUUCAUGUGACAAUAAACGCCAACGAUUCCGGACCUGGAGUGAACGGCUGCAAAAAUGGCGUCUGUGACGUCAGGGUCUCCUCGAAACCCGACGCUGAGGGAAACGUGAUAACAAAUGUCCACCUGAGCGUCGUCACCAAGUUGAAUAAGCCGCUUGUGCAGGUUAGCGAUGUUCCUGUGAUUGAAGGAACGGCGGGAUUCACAAGUCCCGAUUUUGAUCAGCUCCCGGCGUUCCAUUUUGUCGAUCAAAAUGUUCGGCACACCGGCUCCUUCUUCGACAACAACAUUCCUCAGAUACCAAUUCACAGACAGGACGAUGACUCCUGGUAUCACCAGCCACAACCCAUUUUCCAGAGAGCUAGACCCGUUUGGUAUUACGGGAGAAAUUUAGACCGGGGCUUCAAAGAGCCCCGCGGAUCUAGGCAAGGCCCUCGUGGGUGGACGGAGACCGGAAAUCGGGGGAUUAUUGACGAUAAAAUCGAACCACCCCUCAGCAGAACAAAACCCAGCAACGAACGGGAUUGACGAAGACUUUCCUAAGUGAUCAGAAAUGUCUAUUUUUGAGCAUUUCAUUUAAUGACUUACUCAUUCUUCAUUUUAUUCAUACUCAACGUAGGUACAAUACCUGCAUAGUGAGUAUUAAUGUUCACGUUGCAACUCC